AUGUCGAAACCAUCCAACUCGCGGCCACCUUCGCGGCUCUACAAACAUGCCACAUGGUCACCGGACAUGCUUCGAGAAGAAGCAUGGCGGAGACGAAAGCACGAUCACGUCAGCCGCAGUAGCACCCGUCGGCUAACCAAGAGUGUCUCUGAGGAUGACUUACAAGAACUCAAAGCUUGUUUCGAACUCGGCUUUGGCUUUGAUUCGCCCGAAACCGACCCGAAAUUAUGCGAUACUAUACCUGCUUUGAAGUUGUAUCACGCUGUUAAUAAACAGUACAAUGAUCAUAGCUUGUCACGAUCCUCUUCUUCAUCUUCCAUUGUCUCUGAUAGCGGCAUUGCAAACACCACCGCCAUAUUUAAUCCAGCUGAGGAUUUGCCUGCAAAGAAGAAUCGGUUGAAACAAUGGGCGAAGAUGGUUGCUUGUGUGGUGCGUCAAUCUUCUUCAUCGACGGGUUCAGGUUCUUCUCAAGAAAUUGAUUAA
This is a messenger RNA of Lathyrus sativus (Indian pea), 483 nucleotides long. NCBI's taxonomy places the organism in Eukaryota, Viridiplantae, Streptophyta, Magnoliopsida, Fabales, Fabaceae. The record is from the annotation of a GenBank genome assembly.